This is a messenger RNA of Oppia nitens, 1578 nucleotides long. RefSeq lists its product as uncharacterized. The record is from RefSeq and is a predicted model, not a curated record. The coding region runs from base 22 to 1461 and encodes 479 amino acids. Gene Ontology annotation, cellular component: extracellular region. Gene Ontology annotation, molecular function: chitin binding. NCBI's taxonomy places the organism in Eukaryota, Metazoa, Arthropoda, Arachnida, Sarcoptiformes, Oppiidae. The transcript is spliced from 3 exons.
UUUUAAAAUUUUUAUUCAAUUAUGAUAUUUGCAUCAUCAUCAUCAUCAAUAUUAUUAUUAAUAUUACUAUCAUAUCAAUUAACAUUGUUGGUAUCAUCACAGGCGGUACCGGCACCGGCAGCAGCGGAAGCGGCAAAUAAACAAAUCGAUUGCAGUCAGGACGGAGUAUAUGGACAACCGGGAGAUAUCGGUUAUACAGAUUGUGUGGACGGUUUUGCCGAGUUUCACAGUUGCGGUAUUACUAGCAGUGCGUCGUCUGAUACCGAUUCUGGUCAUCUGAAAUACGAUGGCGAACGGUGUGUCGAUACACGAUAUCAGUGUACGGCUAGUCAGGAGGGCCGGUACCGACACAACAACAGUCAUAGGCUGUAUUUUGAGUGCCAGAAUGGCAUAUCGUCGCAACACUAUUGCCGAGACGGCGAACUAUUUGACGGACAAAACUGUGUCCGCGUUCAGAGAGGACCGGUCACAUCGGGUUCACAUUUGAAUCGUGAUUUCGAGUGUCCAAACGAUGGCCGAUUUGCCGAUCCCGAGAGUCGCACCCAUUAUAUUGUUUGCGAGGAAGACGAAGCCACUGUCUAUCGGUGCCCAUUGGUUUCGUUUGAACACGAUAGACUGAGACAGUGGUACGAGAUUUAUAACACCAAACACUGUGUAACACCGUUUGAAUGUCCAGAGAUUGACGGCACAUACAAAUUGACGCGCGGCGGCGGACGCGUCUACUACAAGUGUGUCAACAAUAAACCGGUUGAACACGAAUGCCAAUCGGGCGAUACGUGGGACGGCAGCCAAUGUAUUGGCCACGGAUUUCAGUGCCCGCGUGACGGUAUAUUCAGCGAUCCCGAUGCUCGCAAUUUCUACAUACUGUGCUACAAUGGACGUCCUACUAGACAUCCGUGUCCGGAUGGUCAGGAAUUUGUUGGCCGACUUUGUACGGAUGUAAGACCCAGACCGAGACCGUUCAUAUGUCCAGGCGAUGGUCGCUACGUUGAUCCGGAAAGUCCACGCAGUUACUAUGUAUGUCUCAGGGGACUGGCAUCCCAUUAUAGCUGCUCGGAUCGCUAUCUGUUUGACGGCACUACCUGUGUGUCGCAAUCGGCUUCCGGCGAUUUUCGUUGUCCGCAAUCGUACGGCCGGUUUGUCAAUCCGUACAAUUCGUCCGAAUACUAUCAGUGCACCUAUGGUCGACCUUUACUGCACAAGUGUUCCAGUGGUUCACAUUUUGUUGGCGAUAGGUGUGUCCAUCAUGGUAGACCUGUCAAUAUAGUUGAUCCGGAUAAUAGACACAGUGCAUCGGAGGACGUUGAUAGGCACCGUCAUCAGCAUCAUCCACACGACCGGUUUCGGGUAUUGCAGCAUACACGCGAUCUGGUCAAAUUUGAGUUCAACAAUUUCAUAAUUACCGACCGAUUUGAUGAGGUGGCCUGGAAGUGGAACCGGGAGAUUGCUUCUAUAGUCUAGUAGUAGUAGUACCAGUAGUACAUAUUGUCGAUAAUUAUUAUCAAUUAUUAUUAUUAUUAUUAUUAUUAUUGCUUAUCAUAAUAUUGGGACAGUAAUGCAGUAUUAUUAUUAUUAUUA